AUGGCUGACAAAGUCGACUACGUCAUCCUGCGCGUCUCGGGAACCACGGAGCAACGCAACAACAUCGCCACGCUCAUUGUCAGUCCGAAAAAAAACGGGCAAUAUCCUACAAAUUUUAGCUUUUUUGCAGUACGGCGACGGCGAGCAGGACUACCGCAACACGUCGAUCGGACUCGGCGCCUACCGCAUCACCUCCGCGGAUCUGCCCGAGUUUGUGCACAAUGCGAUCAACGAGGACGAGAGGUCGCGUCGCGCCGGCAUCCGUUCCGAGCACGUCGACGCCUCGGAGCUCGAGAGCGUUUCCGGACGGCUCGGAGACGUCGUCCGUGCUGUCAACGCCGCCUUGUGUAUGUGGUUUUGCAAAUUCAGAGCUUAGCGAUAAAAUUCGGUGCAAUUCUAAGUAGAAAAGCAUCCAGAGAUGGGCAGGCGCGCUGUUGCUGUACCUACCUCAACCCAAGGGUCAUACGCUUUUACUCUAGGAUCUGGACAUUUAGGGGGACCUUUCGGAGCGUCUAUUUCUAUAUUUUCUCUGCUGAUGGACUGUUGAGAGACUGAUGAGCCAGCAAGAUUUUUGAAAAAAAAAACGUAGAAAGACUUAAUAAAUCUCGAGAUUGUUGAUGAAAAGAGCAAAUACUAUCGGGGCGUUUGGAAGUGAAUGCUCCUCUGUUGAUAUUGUGAUUUUCAGUCGGGCGCCAAUUGAAAACAGAAAAUUCUUAUAGAAUUCGAAUGAAAAGCAUCUGAAACUCGUUUCGCGGCUGCAAAAUUAGGCACCGGAGAGCACAAAAAGAGAGGUUUCUCAACAGAGCGCAUUUACUUUGAAAUGUCCCGAUAGUGAAACUAUAGAAAAUACCAUCUAUUUACGAUCUUUGUUGCAGUGAAUCGCGACGAGCAGGAGCCCGAGAUCGCGUACUACGGAGCGGCGCCGUCCGCCCCAUCGGGAACCCGUGGCCGUGGCCGUCCGCCAGGCAAGACCGCCAAGACGGCGCAGAAGGCGGCGGUGAGUCGCGGCGGCGACGAGUCGGACGAGGCCGGCUCGGACAAGCAAGACGACGAUGAGGACGCGCCGCCAGUGCGUCGUGGACGCGGACGUCCGCCGAUGAAGAAGGCGAAAAAGACGACGGAGUCGGUGGUGACGAAGAGAAAGCGCGGACGUCCGCCGACGAAGAAGGACGGCUCGGACAAGGAAGAAGACGUCGACGAGGACCUCGCCGAUAAUAUCGAGCACGUCGACGACAGUGUUGAGCACGUCGACGAGGACCUCGACGACAGUGUCGAGCACGUCGACGAUAGUGUUGAGCACGUCGCCGAGGAGGCCGACGAUUAA
Molecule: messenger RNA, 1324 nt
Organism: Caenorhabditis sp. 36 PRJEB53466
Lineage: Eukaryota; Metazoa; Nematoda; Chromadorea; Rhabditida; Rhabditidae
Source: the annotation of a GenBank genome assembly